Molecule: messenger RNA, 1436 nt
Organism: Aptenodytes forsteri (emperor penguin)
Lineage: Eukaryota; Metazoa; Chordata; Aves; Sphenisciformes; Spheniscidae
Gene: ABHD12B
Product: abhydrolase domain containing 12B
Exons: 14
Coding region: 1-1320 (439 amino acids)
Biological process (GO): phosphatidylserine catabolic process; monoacylglycerol catabolic process
Cellular component (GO): endoplasmic reticulum membrane
Molecular function (GO): phosphatidylcholine lysophospholipase A1 activity; monoacylglycerol lipase activity
Source: RefSeq, a predicted model, not a curated record
AUGGGGACGUUUCCUGGUGGGAACUUUUCGGGCUGGCUCAGCCCGACAGAGCUGCAGGCGGGAGUCGCAGCCGAGAGGAACCAGCAGCAGGUUCCUGCCCUUCCAGCGGAAGCCAAGGGACAACCUCCGCUGGUGGAGAAUCCGGCUGAGACACCAGCUUUGGCUGCGGGGGACCGGAUCGUGGCCUUUCAUGACGCUGUGUCACGGUGGGGCUGCUCCGACGCCUCGGCUCCAUCCCCAAAAGCCAAACACAACCCCGGCGUGGGGAACCAGUUCCUGGUCCCGGGGGGACACAAACGGCAGCCUCAGGCCCUUGCGGGGGAAAAGCCGCUGGGCCGGCUGGCCUGGCGCCCCCGGCUGCGCACCGUCCUCCUGGACCUGCUCCUCAUCUACGUCUCUGUGCCCUUUCUCGUCCGCCUCUUCCCUGCUGUGCUCACCAAAUUCGUCUACCUGAACUUCCUGGCCUUCCCUUUCUUCAUGGACCUUCGGCAGCCGGAGCUGCUGCUGAACAACACCAUCAGCCUGUACCUCACCACCGAGCCGGGCGUCAGAGUUGGCAUUUGGCACACGGUGCCGGGCAGCAGAGGGGCCGAGGCGCGGGGCAAGGACCAGCGCUGGUACGAGGAGGCACUUGCUGACACUCACCCCGUGAUCAUCUACCUGCACGGCAAUGGGGGGACCAGGGCUGCGAGCCACCGUGUCCAGUUCUUGAAGGCAAUGGGAGCUGCUGACUUCCACAUCCUGGCUCUCGACUACAGAGGCUACGGGGACUCCAGCGGGCACCCCACGGAGAGCGGCUUCCCCACGGACGUCCUGGCACUCUACGACUGGGCCAAAGCACGGAGUGGGAACAGCAGCAUCCUCUUCUGGGGACACUCUUUGGGGACGGGGAUUGCCACGAACGUGGCAAGGAAACUGCAGGAGGACCGAGGGGUCCAGGUUGAUGCUGUCGUCCUGGAGUCGCCCUACACCAACAUCCGUGAGGCGGCCGCCCACAUCCCCAUCACCAAGAUCUACCGCCAGUUCCCGGGUUUCGAGUACCUCAUCCUGGACUCGCUAGCUCUGGGCAACAUGUUCUUCCACAGCGACGAGAACGUGAAGGUGCUGGCCUGCCCGCUCCUCAUCCUGCAUGCAGAAGAUGAUGCUGUGCUGCCUCCGCACCUGGGCCGCAAGCUCUUCGAAACCGCACGCAGCGCCUACAAGGACAAAACCAAGGUGAAGUUCAUUACCUUUCCUGAAAAGCUGGGCCUGGGCCAUGACUACAUCUCGUUCAACCCAGAGCUGCCCACACUGGUGAAAGACUUCUUGAACAUUAAGUGAUGCCAGCUGCUGCAUGCAGCAACCGCGAGCGCUCCCUCAAAGCCACACCAGGAACCCCUCAUUGCACUGAACUUACUGCUGUACGUAAUAAAAACUACUGAGAAACUUUCUAAUUC